AUCAAUAAGUUAGUAUAUAGUUACCCUGACAACUAGCUAACCCUGAUAAAUAUUAAUAAAACUUGGCAGGUUAGUUAUAUCUGAUGUAUGCAUCGUGCAAUGUAGAUGAUGAUUACGGGAACUUUGAGAGUCCUCUGCAUACUUUUCACAGUGCAAGUAGGGCGUAUACAUAUGCGCCUUUCAAGGAUGAGGCAUUGUUUACCGUACCUGUCUGCUGUUGGCCUUAUUGAUUGCUGCUCAUUAUAAGUGCGUGAUACUGAUUGCACGAGCGUGAGAGACGUGCAAAGGCCCAACACGGUGAAAUUCAUUUUAUACAUUUGGUUUUUUGACUUCGCCUUUGACGCAGUUUAGGCCCCAAUUGGACGAGCAAGGAGUGCAUCCGUGUGCGAAUUGCAAAGGAGAAGAUUUCAAAUUUCACGAUUCGGGCUUGAAGAACGUUUGAUAAAGAAUCCUAUUUGAUCUAUCACAUACGUAUACGUGUCGCUACAAGCAAGAUGGCUUUUGUUAUAGAGGCGUUGUUUUUGGCUCUUGUGGCAAAAACCUGCCUCUGUCAGUGUCCGAAUAUCAGUUUCGUGUCUCCUCGUGAGUUUUACUUCGCGAACAACCGAGUCCUGCAGGGUUAUGUAUUUCAAAAGAACACUGUAUCUUCAGCUGUGAUCUGUGGGAGAGACUGCUCUAUGGACCCGCAGUGUGCAUCGUUCAACUAUCAUGCAAACAGCCAUAUUUGUGAACUCAACAAUCAAACGAGAAUCCAGAGCCCAUGUGCCCUUGUUUCGAGGCAAGGCAGCAUCUUCUUUGACGAUAACUAUGAAACCUCCUUCUUUUCGGUACCUUAUGCUGGGAAGUACCCGAGCUGCAAAAUGCUGUUGAGAGCUGGUAUCAUGUGUGAGAGUGAUGUCUACACCAUCUAUCCAUCUGGCAUGGCUGAGGGCUUGCAGGUCUACUGUGACAUGGAGACCGAUGGAGGAGGCUGGACUGUCUUUCAGCGACGUCAAGAUGGCUCCGUUGACUUCUACCGCAACUGGGUUGACUACCAAUCUGGCUUUGGCGAUCUAUCUGGUGAGUUCUGGCUGGGCAAUGAAGCUCUACGCAUCCUGACCGAGACUGGACAAUGGCAACUUCGUGUUGACCUGGAGGACUGGGAGGGCAACACGGCUUGGGCAGAGUACAGUGAGUUUGGUGUAUCUGGGCAAAAUUACGCACUCCAUGUUGGCUCUUAUAAUGGAAUGAGUACAGCAGGUGAUGCACUUCAAUAUCUUAAUACAUAUCCAUUUACAACAAAGGAUCAGGAUAAUGAUAUUCACGGGACACUGAACUGUGCAAAUCGGCAUGAAGGGGCAUGGUGGUUUGGGAAGUGUUUUACUAAUUACGGUGCCCAUCUCAAUGGGAAAUAUAUAUACUGCCAACCUCCCUGCGACUCAACUGACAUGGGUUUGCAAUGGUACGCCUGGAGUGGACAUUUUAAGAUUCCCUUAAAGCAAAGUGACAUGCGAAUGCGAGAAGUCUCAUAAGUUAAAGGCAAUUGAGUGCCAAUUUUGCAUUUUCACCCCAUAACCACCCCCGUUUAACUGUUUCUUGUCAAAACUACAUGUACAUCAGCAAUAACCUGAAAAUAAAUUUCCAAAUUCAACAUAAACCGAGAGAUUUCAUAUUUAUACUACAUGUAUAUAAGCCUUAUUAUAAAGAAUUUCUGGUCAGUUCUCCAGAACAACAACAAAAUCGGUAUGUAUUUUGACAGUGUUAAUGUUUUAAGUGUGUAGAUGCUAAAAUCCGUAGCCAGCCAUCCAAACCGGUAGAAUUAAGUACGAGAAGCAAAGACCAAUCACACCAACUGACGUCGGCUGAUAAUUCAAAGCAAUACAGUUUUCCAUUUAUUAGCCUUUUUUUUUUAAAGGAUGGAUUGGUUUCUUAAGUCAACCUAUUGUUACGGCCUACACCAAUUCAAUCGAAUACAAAACGGCUGUUGCAAAUGGCAACCCCGAUGCCGGACUACCCCAAUAUUAGUGUUGAUGACACGCUGUCACUUUAGGAGAACGAUCUAUAGUUAACAAAGAACUGCAUUUUACCAAUUACCUUUCCAUUUCCGUACGAUACACAAAAGUUCACCCAAAAGUGACAACUUAAAUCCAAGUAGAGCAUACAAAAUUGUUUGUGUCAAUCCUUCGGUACGCGUACGGUACGAAUAUAGAGGCCUUUAUAUGAUUGAUUAAUGACACAUUGAAAAACAUAAAUUUGAUGAUUAUUUCGACCAAAUUAAAAAACAUUCGGAUGGUUGGUGGUAUAGAUAAAAUAAAGUCUCGGAAAAGUGUUCAAUGUAAAUUGGUUUAGACCUGUUGCGUUAAAGGCGGCGUAUAUAGAGAGGGCAAUGGUUUUGCAUCACUUGGAUAGGCAUGAGCUAUAAACCUUUGUGUAUUCAUUGUUAAAAAUUAAACCAACAAAGAAUACCCUCUAUAAUAUCUGCAAGGCUUAAGGUCUA
Molecule: messenger RNA, 2476 nt
Organism: Patiria miniata (bat star)
Lineage: Eukaryota; Metazoa; Echinodermata; Asteroidea; Valvatida; Asterinidae
Product: ficolin-2-like
Exons: 1
Coding region: 495-1511 (338 amino acids)
Source: RefSeq, a predicted model, not a curated record